Molecule: messenger RNA, 1113 nt
Organism: Fulvia fulva
Lineage: Eukaryota; Fungi; Ascomycota; Dothideomycetes; Mycosphaerellales; Mycosphaerellaceae
Product: Alcohol dehydrogenase
Exons: 1
Coding region: 1-1113 (370 amino acids)
Molecular function (GO): oxidoreductase activity
Source: RefSeq, a predicted model, not a curated record
AUGGCGUCUACAAACAUUCCCAAGGAGAUGAAGGCGAUCCAGGUUGUGGAAUACAAAAAGCCAUACGAGAUCCGAGCAGUCGACGUACCUCAGCCAGACCAACUAGCACCAUUGGAUCUCCUCGUUAAGGUCGCCGUCGCAUCAAAUUGCCACACAGAUUCCAUGGUCCAGCAAGGAGUCUUCGGCACACCUUUACCACAAACCGCAUCUCACGAAGGUGCUGGCACAGUCGUGGCUGUCGGAAGCGAUGUCAAAGAGUUCAAGCCAGGCAUGCGAGUAAUGUGUGGCCUGCCUUUGCACCCUUGUGGUGUUUGCCACGAUUGCUUAGGACCAGAGAACCAAAAGCAGUACUGUAUGAGUCUUGCCUCUGGUCACAUCGGCGUUCAGACAAACGGAUGCUUCGCCGAGUACGUCAAAUGUGACUCGCGAUCGACCACGCCCUUGCCGGACGAAGUGUCGUUCAUGAGCGCCGCACCGCUGGCUUGUGCUGGCCGGACAGCAUACCGGUCAGUCAUCAAGACGGGUCUGAAGAGUGGUGAAUGGAUAGCCUUUGUUGGCAGCGGAGGUGGUCUUGGUCACCUGGGGAUUCAGUUUGCAAAAGCACUAGGCUAUAAGAUCGUUGGCGUUGAUGCGAGAGAUGAGGGUCUGGAGUUGACAAAGCACUAUGGCGCAGACAUUGUAGUUGAUGCGAGGAAGGGCAAAGAUGAAGUCGUGAAGGAGGUCCACAAGGUCACUAACGGCAUGGGCGUCGACUCAACCGUGACACUGUCAGACCACAAAGAUGCCGCAGCGAUUGGUUGUGCUAUCACGAAGAUGCAUGGAACCAUGGUCCAGAUCGCACAACCUGACAACAUUGAGAUUCCGUUCCCGGAGAUUAUCUUCCGAGAUAUCAGGAUAAUCGGGUCGUUGAUCUCUUCGGCGGACGAGAGUAAGAGUAUGCUGGAAAUUAUUGCCAACCACGGCAUUACGGUCACAACGCAUCCCUUCGAGGGUUUGGAUAAGAUUGGGGAGCUGGUUGAGCUUGUGCACACUGGAAAGUUGAAGGGCAAGGCUAUCAUUAUUGUGGACAAGGAGCAGAUCGAGCAUGAGAAGAAGAUUGGUGCGAAGUAUUAG